This is a messenger RNA of Nyctereutes procyonoides (raccoon dog), 1081 nucleotides long. RefSeq names its product serine and arginine rich splicing factor 7 (gene SRSF7). The transcript has 8 exons. Gene Ontology annotation, molecular function: zinc ion binding; RNA binding. Gene Ontology annotation, cellular component: nuclear speck. The coding region runs from base 121 to 837 and encodes 238 amino acids. The record is from RefSeq and is a predicted model, not a curated record. NCBI's taxonomy places the organism in Eukaryota, Metazoa, Chordata, Mammalia, Carnivora, Canidae. Gene Ontology annotation, biological process: mRNA splicing, via spliceosome.
CCCAGACUCUUCCUCGUAGUGCCGCCGGGACCGUUGGCCACUCACUGGGUUUCGCAGCUUUUGUAUUCCGCGCUCCCUGGGCACUGCGAGCUGAAAGCGCCGAGCUCGCGGGCCAGCAUCAUGUCGCGUUACGGGCGGUACGGAGGAGAAACCAAGGUGUAUGUUGGUAAUCUGGGAACCGGUGCCGGCAAAGGAGAGUUAGAAAGGGCUUUCAGUUAUUAUGGUCCUUUAAGAACUGUGUGGAUUGCGAGAAAUCCUCCAGGAUUUGCCUUUGUGGAAUUUGAAGAUCCUAGAGAUGCAGAAGAUGCAGUGCGAGGCCUGGAUGGGAAGGUGAUUUGUGGUUCCCGAGUGAGAGUUGAAUUAUCAACAGGCAUGCCUCGGAGAUCUCGUUUUGAUAGACCACCUGCCCGACGUCCCUUUGAUCCCAAUGAUAGAUGCUAUGAAUGUGGCGAAAAGGGACAUUAUGCUUAUGAUUGUCAUCGUUAUAGCCGGCGGCGGCGAAGCAGGUCACGAUCUAGAUCACAUUCAAGAUCCAGGGGUAGGCGAUACUCCCGCUCACGCAGCAGGAGCAGGGGAAGGAGGUCAAGAUCAGCAUCUCCACGACGAUCAAGAUCUGUGUCUCUUCGUAGAUCAAGAUCAGCUUCGCUCAGACGAUCUAGGUCUGGUUCUAUAAAAGGAUCGAGGUAUUUCCAAUCCCGGUCGAGGUCAAGAUCAAGAUCCAGAUCUCUUUCACGACCAAGAAGCAGCCGAUCAAAGUCCAGAUCUCCAUCUCCAAAAAGAAGUCGUUCCCCAUCAGGAAGUCCGCGAAGAAGUGCAAGUCCUGAGAGAGUGGACUGAAGUUCUCAAGUUCACCUUUUAGGGAAAAGUUAUUUUGUUUACAUUAUUAUAAGGGAUUUGUGAUGUCUGUAAAGUGUAACCUAGGAAGGGUAUUUCAACCAUCUAAUCAAAAUGGAUCUGGAUUAUUACUCUGUAAAUUCACAGCAGUAAGAUAAUAUAAAUUUUUGUUGAAUGUAUUAACAUCCUAUGGUCUGAAAAUGUGGGUUUUUAUUUGGCACAUUUAAAUAAAAUGUUUCUAACUAGA